AUUUACUCCCAUCGCGAGGCUCGAUUGCCUCUGUGCAGUGCCCUUCACCGCCUGUCGCGCACGCUGAACUUACCUGACACGGCAGCACCCUAUUGCCAACUUCAGCGUCUGCACCAGCCCGUCCUCCAUCGAGCUUCGUAUCCCGACAUCAAACACCUUCAUCAUCGCCUCCUCCAGCACCGCCACCUUCGCCAAUGACGCAGGUCCGCCCUUGCUCUGUCUGCUUCGUGGGGCGGAGGUGACGGGUGCAACAGGUUAAGGACGCACAGGGUUGGGGUAGGGGAAGGGCGAGGUCUCGCGAUGACGGAUGCAAUGGGCGGAGAAGGGGGCAGAGGUGACGGACGGGAUACGGGAUUCAGAAAUUAGGCACAGUAUCAGACAAAGAAAGAAAAUAUGGCACCUUUGAGGGUGAAGAAAGGCAAAAAAGGAGCUUUUCAAUUUUCGCAUGACAUGCAAGAAAGAGCACACGGUUUGAGGUGGCCGUGGCAGCAUCACCGCUCUCCUUCCGGCCAUUGCUCUCCUUCCAUGAACCGAAUCUUCUCAUUCCUUUCUCCUGUUGAUUUGCCGACCAGGGAGCAGCGUUCGCGUGGAAAUCUUUGCACCAAUCAGCUCGGUAUUCGCCGAGAGUUCUUCCCCCACGGACCGACCGAAGCAGAACCUAAUUGCGAUCUCGGUGGAUUUAGUUAUCCAAAUGAAUGAACUCGGGUCUGAAGCCCACCGGAUUCCUCUCUUCCGGCCGCCCUUCUCGCCUUAUAUAUUUGUCUGCGAACGAAGCGUGCACAUGCGAGAAACCAUGGACGGAUACAUCUCACAAGAGUACGCGGCAGCCCGACGGAAGGAGAAGAUGGCGAAGAAAGCUAAAGAAACGAAACAGUCGGAGGACUCGACGGCGAGAGUCUCGAAGGAGGACGAGAAGAGGAAGACGAUAUUAGCUCAGGAGGCCAUCAAGCAAAAGAAGGCGGUGGACGACGGUGGCUCCGUGGAGGAGGACGCGAUGUGCAGCUGCUGCUCGGAGGAAUCUGUGGUGUGAGAGUGCGCUGCGGCGAGAUGGUGAUACUGUAGAAACAUAGUUGUGCACUGCAUGGCGAAUCUUUGUGCUUCUCAUGACGUACAAUUCCAUGCACAAGCAAAUAAACAACGAUAUGAAUAUAAAUAAGCACUGAGGAUGCAUAUAUAAGAAUUUUCUUGCGUCUUAAAACAAUUCAUUAAUUUUAGAGCAUUAAUUCGAGCUAUCUAUCACUAAUAAAAUACUUAAAAUUAUGAUUACCUAAGAUUAAUAAUUACUUUUUCUAUUUUAUAGUUUUCUUUUUUUAUGCCUUUUAAAUCAUUUUGUUUGCUGUCUACAUAUAAAGCUGCUGCUUAGACAAACCCUCUCAGGACGCGUGUCGGUCAGCGUGGACCGACGCGGCCGGUGGGCUUCGAAACGCGAGCGGGAGACGUAUAUGAACCGGAGGAGGACGCCGACGAACACCCGUCUGUCUUCCUCCCUCCGAUCGCCCGUCGACGCCGUCUUCUUCUCUCUGGGUUUUGAUCGUUUCUGAAUCGUUUGGGGGAAGAGAGUCAUUUGGUAUUGGGUUCGCGGUGUUCUCUCGUGGAACUCAGUUCACCGCAAUGGUCGAUGCCAUGGGCACCGGCACGUUCCUCAUCGCUCACCACCUGCUCUACCAAAGGCCCCCUUCCGAAGAUGUGAGCUUUAAGCGGCGGCAGCUCGCCUCGUGCCGGCUGCCCGUCCCCAGCCGGCUCAUGGAUUCGACUGUCAAGUUGCUGGCGAAGGAAAAGAACCCUUCCAGGCAGAGGAUAUCCGGCGAUCUCGCUUACACAACCGAUUCCACCGGCCUGAGUCCUGGUAGGACGUGGCCUCCCGUGAACAAGGCCGACGACCCGAUGAUCCACAACCCGCUGCUCCGUCAAGAAAGGAUGGGCUGUGGUUGGCUCGCCGUGAUCUUCGAAUGGGAAGGGGUGAUCGUCGAAGACGACGACCCUGAGUUGGAGCACCGGGCCUGGGUGGCGUUGUCCCAAGAAGAAGGGAAGUCGCCGCCCCUGGCCUUCGUUCUGAGGAGAAUAGCAGGAAUGAAGAGCGAGCAAGCCAUCUCCGAGGUUCUUUGCUGGUCACGAAACCCUACGGAGAUCAGGAGAUUGGCCUCUCGGAAGGAGGACAUACGCCAAAGCUUUAAGAAUGGCGGUCUCUGUCAUCUCCGAUUCGGGUCGCGGGAGUUCAUGACUACCCUUGCGAACCACAAGAUUCCACUGGCUGUGGCGUCCACGCGACGUAGGAAGGCUCUUCAGGGCGAAAUCGAGGCUGUCGGUGCGCAGAGCUUCUUCGAGGUGGUCGUGGCAGCAGAGGAAGUGCACAGGGGGAAACCUGAUCCGGAGAUGUUCAUCCACGCCGCCCGGCUUCUGGGUUUUUUGCCGGAGCGGUGCAUCGUGUUUGGGAACUCGAUAUCAACGGUGGAGGCAGCGCAUGAAGCCGGUAUGAAGUGCGUCGCAGUCGCAAGUAAGCAGCCGGUGUACGAGCUCCGCGCAGCCGACCUUGUGGUGAGGCGCCUUGAUGAGCUAUCGGUCGUCGACCUGAAGAAACUUGCAGACGUCGAGUCUCCCGAGUUGGAACCAGGAGAGGACCGGGGCGGAAGCCAAAGAUGAGGAGGGCCGACCCCAUCUUCGUCGUCGUUUUGGUGCGCACCGACGAUCUUCUAUACCUUCUGAUUGCACAGUAUGUUCAGUAAUGUUCAUUUCAAGGCCACAAUACUGUCGUUCGAUA
Messenger RNA from Musa acuminata AAA Group (dessert banana), 2758 nucleotides. RefSeq names its product 5-amino-6-(5-phospho-D-ribitylamino)uracil phosphatase, chloroplastic-like. The coding region runs from base 1612 to 2640 and encodes 342 amino acids. Lineage: Eukaryota; Viridiplantae; Streptophyta; Magnoliopsida; Zingiberales; Musaceae. The record is from RefSeq and is a predicted model, not a curated record. The transcript is spliced from 2 exons.